UUGCGGACGGUCCCUGACUUCCCAGUGAGGCGUUCAGGGAGCCGCUCAGACUCACCGCCUGUCGAAGUGUGAGCACCAGGAGGGGAAAGUUGGUGUGUUGGAAGAAACCACCCAGACCCCAGUCCUCUGCAGCGGUGUCCAGCUGUGCUGUUGUGGGCUUUUCAUUUUUUUAACCAUGCACGUGGAGCAGCUGAUCGUCGGAGCGAAAUGAUUAACCUAAAAGCAAAGAAGGUUGUUCCUCCUCCUCUUUAAAGCCCGAGUGUUUGUUGUUGUUCAUUCAUCUUCAACCAUGAGCACCCUCCAGCAGCUGGGCACCAUGGCCUUCCUCAUGAAGAAGAAGAAGUUCAAGUUUCAGGUGCACUUCACUCUGGAGGAGCUGACAGCGGUGCCUUUUGUGAACGGAGUGCUUUUCUGUAAGAUCCGCCUGGUUGAUGGUGGGGACUUUGCCAUCUUAUCGUCCAGGGAGGAGGUGCAGCAGAACUCCGUCCGAUGGAGGAAGAAGUUCUCCUUUGUGUGCAAGAUGAGCGCCAAUCCGAUCAGUGGAGUGUUGGACCCCUGCAUCUGCAGAGUGUCUGUACGCAAGGAGCUCAAAGGAGGAAAGGCCUUCUCAAAGCUGGGUUUUGCUGAUCUCAACAUUUCCGAGUUUGCUGGUUCAGGCUCGACUGUCCGCUGCUGCAUCCUGGAGGGCUAUGACACCAAAAACACUCGGCAAGACAACUCUAUUCUCAAGGUAACAAUUGGGAUGACCCUUCUGUCGGGGGAUCCCUGCUUUAAAACGCCUCCCAGUACGGCCAAAUCCAUUUCCAUCGGGGAUGAGGACCCCAACCUGCAGCUGGACUGUAAGGGGGAGAGCACUGACGCCACUUUGCAGCCACCGGGGGGCAUCGUGGAGGGACCUCGGUCCUUCAAACCCCGACAGUCAUCAGUGCGCAGCUCAGGGCUGCCCGAGGAGGGAGGGAGUGUCUCCAGUCCGGACGAAGUCUUUCAGAUCGGUCAUUUUCGCAGCUCCAGCUACGCCAGCCAGCACAGCAAGAUAUCAGGUUACAGCACCGGUCACUCUCGCUGCUCCAGCCUGAACGAUCUCAGCCACCACAGGAACACCUCCUCCAGCAGCGGCACCUCCUGCGGGCUCGGCCACCCCUCUCAGCCGCUUCCCUCCACCCCCACUGAGCCGCACCGCCAAGCGACCCCCACCAAGCCAGAGAGACCUCCUCCUCCCUCUGCUGUGGCCAUCUUGUCCAACAGAUCCUCCAGGAGGAAGAAGGAACCCGUGGAGAAGCAGCCCAGCUGUGUGGACGACACCCGCAUCGAUGCAGACGCUAUCGUGGACACGAUCGUAAAGAGCCAGGACUUUGACAGCAGCAACAACGAAGACAGCAACUUGAGACUGUUUAUCAGCAAAGACGGGACCACAGCCCUCAGCGGGACGCAUCUCGCCAACAGAGUAACUCCUGGCAUCUUUGAGCCGGUGGUCAUCGAGACUCACUGAUACCCACGCUCCUCUCGCCUCAUUGCCGUCUCUCUGACGUCCGAUUGUCUCCGUGCGUGCAAACAUGUGCACAAAACUUCAUGUGUGAUCACCGUGGUGCAGAUGUUGAGCCUUCUAGUGUUUUUAAUCAGGUGGCGGGACGGGUGUAACACACGGGUACAGUGUUUUCUCAGACAGUAGACUGAUUUUAACCUGUUUUUAACCUCUAACAAAGGUCAUCAUUUCUAAUUUUACUGGUUUUAAGCACUUUUAAAACUGCUCCAGCCUGCUUCUGUGUGUCGCGUUAUGUUACAGCUCUUUUGGUUAGACUGUGCCCUCUGUUUUCAAGUAAAACUCUUCCUCGUGGAGUAGCCUGUCUUUUAGCGGCGGAAGCCUCUAUUUUGCAUUUUCUGCAGGAAGUGUUGAUCAGGUUUAAAUGUGAUGUUGAAGAGCCUGAUGAGUACCAGGGGGAAGCAUGCACAGAAAUCAGUAAUUCAUGCUCUCAAAGAAACUAGGUUAAGGGUCUAAAUCUACAAUUUAACCUGUAAACCCAGCAGUCAAACUGUAACAAAACUGGCAGUGAGGCAGAUAUAAAAUAACUAAAAGCAGAUCCAGAAAACAGCUUCCAAAUGUCGAACGUAAAACAUGAAAUGAGAUCCAAGCAACCCCAAAGAGAUUUGAAAUAAAACAUAAAGAGGAAUAAAAUGACCAUACUAAGCAAAAAUUCAAAAAUUUAUAACAACGCUAAAGGGUCUGAAACUGCUUUAAUCGGCUGCACAGUUACAUAAAACAGCCUGAGAGACACAAAGACGUAUCCUGAUUCCUACGUCAGGCUUGUGCUCAGAGGCGCGUUUUCUCAUAAUCCGUCCAUGAGUGCAGUGCAGCAGCAAGGGAGACCUAACAUAUACGAGGCCAUGGAAAAUCUCAAAGUGAGCCACUUACAUUCAGACAGAAUUCACCUGGUAAAUAUUAAUCAGUGACGCUGACAUUUGAGAAAACCUGUUUAUGUUUUCUUCACUAAGCUGGGAGCAUCAAUUACUAAUUUGUGUGUUCAGGUUAGUUUUUAUUUUUCCCUUCUGUGACUUCAGGACUUUUUCAGUUUUUCACUCUGUUGUUCGGCUUUUCUUCUUUUCGCUACACUGGGUGUGUUUCAGACGAGUCCCCGAGGACGUCUAUAAAAGUUGCUGACUCUGUCACAUAAUCAGUCACUGAACACUGGUACCAGUGAGAAGCACACCCAGUCAACCUCUGACCAGGGCUUCGUGCACACAUUACUUGAACAACACCUUAGGAACCACUGCAUUCUGGGAACUGUAGUGCGACACUGAAACAAGGGUGCUUCUGUCAGCUGGUUGGGACUUUAGAGUUUCUGAGAAAAUACAGGACAGAAGAUGUCAGACUGUGAAAGCUUCCCUUUAACCAGUGGACAGAUUUAUGGUUUAGUGUUAGGUUGUAUUUUAGCCACAUGCUAAAUAGAUAUAUUUUCAACUUUCAGAUAAAGUGUCAUACUUGCAAGGCCGUAUUAGGGCUAUUGGAGAUGUGGAAAAAGUAUGAGGCUGCGUGAGGUAAAAUUCAGAGGUAAAAAGUGACAAAUGUAUGACACCAAACUGAAAAAUUUACAGGACAAAAAUGGCAAAUUUGAGAAAGAAAAAGAAGGAUAGAUUAACAACAAACUGUCCACUUUACAAGAAUUAAUCUGGGAAAUUUUGGAGAAAAAGCAGGCAAAAACUAGAGCAAGCUUGUCAAAUGUAAUAGGAUAAACAGGGAAAAAAUUAACAAACUUCUGACAGAUUUAAAGAGAAACACGAAUGGUGAUCUUUAGUCAAGGAUACAUUUUGCUUCAUUUUUCAAGGUUAAGUUUGAAAAAUUCACCAAACUUAACCGUCAGUGCUUUUUUUUUUUGUCCCGUCAGUGCUUUCAAUACGUCCCAUUUCAUUUCUGUGUGAGAAGAAAUCGAUGCUAACUUAGCCCUGGAUAGAUUUGGUAGAGUAAAUUUGAAGGAAGACAUGAACAACAUGUAGGGGCAGUAAACAGGAGCUGAAGCAUCACUUUCACCCCUGUUAUGACGCUAUCUCGUCAAUAUUUCUGCCUUUGGAUUUGAUGAGGACCCAAAAGUCCCAGAGAGACGCUCUUCGUUCAGGCUGAGCAAAAAUCAGCCUGGAACUGAAACUAAAGCUUUUAUCCUUUUAUGUUAUUUUAAUGUUAUUUGAUCACUGUGUUUUUACUUAUUUACACUGUUUUGCACAUGUGAACUCUCCGAGGCGAAUUAGAAACCACUAAAAGGAAACAGAGGUGGCACAGUUGUCCGAAACAACAUGAAAUCUUCUGUUUUUAAAUAUCUUAUUUCAUCUCUGUUGGCUUAAUGCCCAUAGAGCCUUUGUUCAUAUGGCUGGCCAUAUGUAACCAUCCAUCCUCUGCACUUACUAAGUACUUAUUAACUUUUUAAAUUCCAAUGAUCUCAUAAACCUGUCAUAAAUGUGAGGUUUUGUGGGGGCUUUACUUCCUUUCUCAGCCACAUUUUAUUUCCAACGUUGGCCUUUCUCUGAUAUUAAGUACACACAAAUAGGCUGAAUCCAGAAUGUGUGCAUUUUAAGGCAGGAGAUCUAUAUUGAGGGCCUGCUCUGCUCCACUGCUCCACACUUUUAAUGGUACUAGCCCCUCAGUUCAUCCACUCUCUAAGAGAAAUAGUUUAAGCACCUGUCUCUUUAUAAGAACCCUCUUGUUAUAAGCCAACUUUCCAAUGACUGGUCAGCUUCUGGAAGCCUGCAGAGGAGCAAAUCAGGGUUUCUGAGCUGUAUUGUCUAUUUCAUGCAAAACUGACAUCAGCACAUCAUGAGAGCAGAAUGUUUUUUGCUCACAGGAACUACUCUUAUCAGUGUUUACCUCAUUUUUGUAAAAUAUGUAACGUUAUAAUAUUAUAUAUUUAACAGAAAGUAAGAAAUAAACCCUUUUUAACAACAAGUGACAUCACAACAAGCUAAGAGAUUGACGUUAGCAGGCAAAAUGACUAUAAGCACAAUAUUAGCAUUGCCUAUUUUUGCAUCCAUCCAUUUAGGUGCUCAUUCACCUUUGGAACCACAAUCAAUGUCGUUUUACUUGCUCAUAGCCUGCCAUCGUUCUGGCUCCACACUGACAAACAAAGCAGUGUUUUUACCAAAAAGAUUAACUUCAGUCAGAACUCUGCAUUUUGUAGCUUUGGGCAGUUUAGGUUUUGUGCAUGUGCUGCAACAAGGAAAAUAAAAAUCCUUUUUCCUCAUUGCUUUUGCAAGGCUUGUGCAGACUUAGCGUGUUGAGCUAGCAGUGAUACUGUGGGCUGGUGUUGGCUGUAGUGAGGUCAGUCCCACAGCUGCAGCAGCACAAAGCCUCUGUUGUGCGAGUACUGACAGUAUACAAUAGAUCUUCACCCCCCCACGGGACUCAUUUGUGCAUUUGUGAUUAUGUUCAUGCUGCAAGAUGUGCAUGCGGGCCAUGCAUCUCUGACUGAUAUGAAAGGAUGUACUGUAUAAUAGACAGUUUUUUUAAGCUUCUGGUGCAUCAAGUCAUGCAAAAGUAUAAGUAAGUUGUAAGCAAGUACUGGAUACUUGGGACAUCUAGAGUUUUGUUAGGUUCACUACUCCUCAAAAGUUUAGGAUUGCUUAGAAAAGUCCUUCUUUGCUGAAAAUAAAGUGUUUUCUUUUUUAUUUAAUAUAACAUUAAAUUCAUGUUAACUAUUUUAAAUAAAAUGUGAUUAAUGAAACUGUUAAUUAUAAAUCCUCCGAUAUUGUGUUAACCAUUGGAGGUUUAUCAUAUUAAAAAGCCUGCUAAUCAUUAUAUAAAGUCGUUAGGCUCUGUAUGUUAUCCACAGCUUUCAUAAUUUGUAGAAUAUGGAAGCUUGUUUCUGCCACUGAAAGAAUAAGUUCUUUUCUCAGAUGUUUGAGCUAGGAACUUCGAUUUUUUUAGAUAAUAACCUGAAAUUUUCACUUAAUCUGGCAAAAACUGUUUUUGUUUUUGUGUUUAUUUUCAAUAAUGGGACAGGCAGAGCUACAGGCAGACAUUUUCAUGCAGCCAUGCGUACUACUCCCUCCACAGAACACAGUAACUGGCUGUCACCAGAAAAGAAAGAGGUUCACAACUGACAAAGUCCAUAAGGUGUUCAGAUUGCAGCUUCAUUAGACGGUAACCAUAACAGUCAGACUGGGUUCAUUAAUGAAGGGAGUAGUACACACUGUUGCAUUAGGUAACAGUCGGUCAUAGAUACAUGUAUGUAUGAUACAUUAAUUUUUUGAAGCACUUUUCUAAGUGAUCCCCAACUUUAACCUGUACUAUUUAAUAAUUAUGCACCUACCUUUAUCGCCAUAUUUUCCAUUAACAGUCCAUGUUUGUCAUUGUUGUGUGUAUGUAUGUAUGAAAUGUGUGAUGUGGUAACCAUAUAGUCUAUUUUCCUUUUAUUUCCAGACCAGCAGGCUGGUCUGCAGCACAGAUCUGUGUGUAAAAGCUUAUAUUUUAUGGUAAGAUGUGACUAAACAGUAAUUAUUUACAGUGCAGCCUGGAGUUACUGGGGAAAGUGUGCAGUAAAGGGAUCUGUCUGCUACUGUGAUUUCUUCUAGAAAUACUUACUCUUUCUUUGUACUUGACCAUAUGUAACCUUGUGAUCUUAUGAAGCAAUUUCUGCGUGUGGUGAAAUGUUUUUUAUUAUUAUUAUUAUCAUUUCUGAUGAUUUGAAAUGAAAUUGUUGGGGCCAGGGUUAUGUUGCAGUGGUAGCUGUGGUACUGAUUUAACAAGAUGGGGUUUGGUAAAGGGAAUAUAUACUUCACAAAACAUUUUCCACCAUAUUUUAAAAUGUAUUUAUAUUAAAGGUAAAAUCACUAAAUGUGUAGAAAUAUAAUAAAUGCAUAUACAAUAUCUAAUAUAAGCAUUAAUGUUGGGUGAAAAUAAUUUUGUUGAAUAAAUUGGUGCAUUUCUGGGUUUUUGAGAAUAAAAAAUCAGUUGUUUUUUUGUUUUCAAAUGCUUUCUAACUCCGUGCACACAUAUUUUUACUCCUUGUGUUAAAAUAUUGGAAAAUGUUCCAAGAAUAACUACAAUGUUAAUAAAUGUUAAUAACUACAUGUGAACGGAGGAGUUGUGAUGAACAUGAAAACCAAAUAAACUGUCAAAGUCUG
This is a messenger RNA of Pundamilia nyererei, 6606 nucleotides long. It is a transcript of the gene eeig1b, whose product is annotated as estrogen-induced osteoclastogenesis regulator 1b. Bases 290 to 1489 code for a protein of 399 amino acids. The record is from RefSeq and is a predicted model, not a curated record. The transcript is spliced from 12 exons. Lineage: Eukaryota; Metazoa; Chordata; Actinopteri; Cichliformes; Cichlidae.